UUUGUUUCUUAGAUCUUCUGUCUGGAUCGUUAUUUGUUGAAGAAAAACGUUGUCAUUAUCAGUUUUGCAUUCACUAGGCUUAGCUUUUAAACCAAUGUGCACUGAAAAUCACUCUCUUUUUUUGCCGGAAAAUCAUAUUCUUUUUUUUUUUAGGUUCAAUUGAUCUUUGGACAAAGCUUAUUAUGAUUCAAACUUGUUCCUUCUAGUUUUGUCUUUUAUUAGGUAUAUAAUAUUCACUCAGAAUGUUUCUUUCUAACCCAACAAUGAUUUUGAAUUUGAGCAUCUUCAGAACUUCAAGAGUUUUUGUGCUUUGAGACGUAUGAGAAUUUGAGAAUUUCGGGGAUCUGUGUUUGUGAACCAUCUCUUGGUUUUUCUAGAAAGUUCGUAGCUUUCGAGGAUUUAUCUAUUAGAGUAGAAUUUUUCUUUUAAAAACUUUUUACGGGGAUCUAUCUGGUCGGUUUCACUUUAACACUUUGCUUAGAUUUGUAACAAAUUGGUUUGCAUUAUUCUAUUACUAUUUUCAUUAUAUAGUAUUAGCACUGAAACGUCCCUUUGUGUGUCAUUCACUUUACUUGAAGCUUUAAUUAUUCUUCUUCUGCAGCAGCCUAAACCCGUCUCUGUUAUUAACUUUCUGAGGUUUCUUUCUUUCUUUCUGUUUCUUGCAGCUCAAAAGAGAUGGAUUCUUCUCACUGCUUUGCCACUGGGAAAAGCAGUUCUGUCUUGCCAAAACUUACUUUCAAGAAUGUGGACAGCAACAAGUUUUGGGGUGAAAAGAUCAAAAGCAAUGGUUUCUUUAAACGUUUUGCUUCAGAUUUGAACUCCAACAAGUUUGGGAAUCGAAAGUUCAAGCACAGUAGUGUUGUUUACGCUGUUGCCACUUCAAAGAAUCCUAACGAAGCUAUGAUAGUAAAGCCUUCCAUGUUUGAGAAAAGAAAGGCAGAUCCCAAAAACGUGGCUGCAAUCAUUCUAGGAGGAGGCAAUGGAGCUCAACUCUUCCCUCUUACUAAGAGAGCCGCCACACCAGCUGUUCCUGUUGGUGGAUGCUAUAGACUGAUCGAUAUCCCGAUGAGUAACUGCAUUAACAGCUGCAUCAACAAGAUAUUCGUGCUGACACAGUUCAACUCGGCUUCCCUCAACCGACACUUAGCACGUACUUACUUUGGGAAUGGUAUCAACUUUGGAGGUGGUUUCGUUGAGGUUCUUGCUGCUACACAAACACCAGGGGAAGCUGGGAAGAAGUGGUUUCAAGGAACAGCUGAUGCUGUCAGAAAAUUUCUUUGGGUGUUUGAGGAUGCCAAGAACAGGAACAUAGAGAACAUACUUAUUUUGUCUGGAGAUCAUCUCUAUAGAAUGAACUACAUGGACUUUGUUCAGUCUCAUGUAGAUAGUAACGCUGAUGUUACUCUUUCCUGCGCACCAGUCAGCGAAAGCCGUGCAUCGAACUUUGGUUUAGUGAAGAUUGAUAGAGGUGGGCGUGUAACCCACUUCUCUGAGAAACCAACUGGUGUUGAUCUGAAAUCAAUGCAAACGGACACAACAAUGCUUGGACUAUCUCAUGAAGAAGCUACAGAUUCUCCAUACAUUGCAUCAAUGGGAGUUUAUUGUUUCAAAACCGAAGCUUUGCUGGAUCUUUUGACACAACAGUAUCCGACUUCCAACGACUUUGGAUCUGAGGUUAUUCCUGCUGCCAUAAGAGAUCAAGAUGUUCAAGGAUACAUAUUCCGAGAUUACUGGGAAGAUAUUGGAACUAUAAAGACUUUCUAUGAGGCUAACCUAGCUCUUGUUGAUGAGAGACCAAAGUUUGAGUUCUAUGAUCCAGACACACCGUUCUACACUUCUCCACGGUUCCUCCCACCAACAAAAACUGAGAAAUGCCGUAUGGUAGAUUCGAUAAUCUCACACGGAUGUUUCAUGCGAGAAUGCAGCGUCCAACGCUCCAUCAUUGGAGAAAGGUCACGUCUUGACUAUGGAGUUGAGCUUCAGGAUACGUUGAUGUUAGGUGCAGAUUAUUACCAAACUGAAUCUGAGAUUGCAUCUCUGUUAGCGGAAGGAAAGGUUCCAAUUGGUAUUGGUCAAGAUACAAAGAUCAGGAAAUGCAUCAUUGACAAGAAUGCCAAGAUUGGUAAAAACGUGAUCAUCAUGAACAAAGGCGAUGUUCAAGAAGCGGAUAGGCCAGAGGAAGGAUUCUACAUUCGGUCUGGAAUCACUGUGGUUGUCGAGAAGGCUACAAUUCAAGAUGGUACUGUUAUAUGAAUGGAGCCUUGAACUAUUUGAAAUGCCAAAGCAACAAUCUAGCCGGAGAUUCUAUUCGCUUUUUGGCGGGGAGAUUUUAAACGAGAGAGCUUGGAUCUUUGAAUGUAAAACUUAGAAAAAGGGGUCAGGUCAAGUUUAGCUAAUCUUUUUAAUACUACAAUCAGAGAUGGCCAGUCACUUUUUUUUUUCCUGUAUUAUGAACCUUUUGACGAUUCUCUUCAUAAUAUUAAAAAUUAAACA
Molecule: messenger RNA, 2493 nt
Organism: Brassica napus (rape)
Lineage: Eukaryota; Viridiplantae; Streptophyta; Magnoliopsida; Brassicales; Brassicaceae
Product: probable glucose-1-phosphate adenylyltransferase large subunit, chloroplastic
Exons: 14
Coding region: 676-2253 (525 amino acids)
Biological process (GO): glycogen biosynthetic process
Molecular function (GO): glucose-1-phosphate adenylyltransferase activity
Source: RefSeq, a predicted model, not a curated record